Molecule: messenger RNA, 4198 nt
Organism: Tachysurus fulvidraco (yellow catfish)
Lineage: Eukaryota; Metazoa; Chordata; Actinopteri; Siluriformes; Bagridae
Gene: atg9b
Product: autophagy related 9B
Exons: 15
Coding region: 180-2594 (804 amino acids)
Biological process (GO): protein localization to phagophore assembly site; autophagy of mitochondrion
Cellular component (GO): autophagosome; phagophore assembly site
Source: RefSeq, a predicted model, not a curated record
AAAAAUAAUAAGAAGGCGGAAGUUGCGUCAUUUGCACGUCGUCAUGACGUCACGGAGGUUUGUUGACAUGUCUGUUUUUGUUGAGGAGAGAAAAUCCUAAGAGCACAAACGCGUCUGCGGUCCCAGUCCCGGUGGCCGUAAGGAUCUGUGAUGAACUGAACAGGAGAAUGUGAAGCACGAUGGCUGACUUUGAAACCUACCAGGAGUACCAGAGACUAGAGGACUAUGAGGAGGACUCGCCUCCGGGAGAGGAGGAUCUGCUGAUUCAUGUGCCGGAGGGACUCAAAGAUUCCUGGCAUCACAUCAAGAACCUCGACAAUUUCUUCACUAGAAUUUAUCAUUUCCAUCAGAAGAAUGGCUUCGCCUGUAUGAUGUUAUCCGAGUUCUUUGAACUUGUGCAGUUCCUGUUUGUGGUCACGUUCACCACCUUCCUCUUUAAUUGUGUCGAUUAUGACGUGCUGUUCGCCAACCGAGCCGUGAACCACACCGGGCCCGGUGUUAACCCGCUAGACAGGACCAAGGUCACGCUGCCGGAUGCCAUCCUGCCGCCUGAGCAGUGCGCAGAAAGGAUCCAAGGCAACAGCUGGAUCAUCUUUCUCCUCAUAAUGGCGGCCAUCUUUUGGAUCUAUCGCCUCGGGAAGGUGAUCUGCAACGUGCUGAGUUACUGGGAGAUCCGCCAGUUUUAUAUCAAAGCCCUGAAGAUCAGCAUGGACGAGUUGUGCAACUUCAGCUGGCAGGAAGUGCAGGCGCGCCUGAUCAGGCUGCAGCGCGAGCAGCAGAUGUGCAUCCACAAGAAAGAGCUGACGGAGUUGGAUAUCUACCAUCGUAUCCUGCGCUUCAAGAACUACACCGUAGCCAUGAUCAACAAGUCUCUGCUGCCUGUGCACCUGCGGGUGCCCUUCCUCGGUGACGUGGUCUUCCUCACGCAAGGCCUGAAGUACAACUUUGAGCUGAUCCUGUUUUGGGGGCCGGGUUCACCCUUUCAGAACAAAUGGAACCUGCACCCGAAGUACAAGAGGUCGAGCGAGCGCCUGGAGCUGGCGAGGCAGCUGAGCCGCACCAUCCUGUUGGCGGGCGUGGCCAACCUGCUGCUGUGUCCGCUCGUGCUGGUGUGGCAAGCGCUGUACGCCUUCUUCAGCUACGCAGAGGCCAUCAAGCGUGAACCUGGCAGCCUGGGUACGCGCCGCUGGUCGCUCUACGGACGUCUCUACCUACGCCAUUUCAACGAGCUGGACCACGAGCUGCGAGAGCGCCUCAGCCGCGCCUAUCGUCCUGCCGCCAAGUACAUGAACGCCUUCAACUCCCCCCUGCUUUCUGUGCUGGCCCGGAGCGCAGCCUUCUUCGCCGGUUCGCUGCUAGCUGUGCUUGUUGCGCUAACCGUCUACGACGAAGACGUCCUCGCCGUACAACAUGUCCUGACCACAGGGACCGCUCUGGGUGUCAUCGUCACCGUUGCCAGGUCCUUCAUACCAGACGAGCAUAUGGUGUGGUGCCCGGAGCAGCUGCUACAGUGCGUGUUGGCGCACAUCCACUACAUGCCCGAUCACUGGAAGGGUAACGCGAACAAGAGCGAGACGAGAGACGAACUGGCUCAGCUUUUCCAGUACAAAGCGGUCUUUAUACUGGAGGAGUUGCUCAGUCCCAUCAUCACCCCGUUUAUCCUCAUCUUCGUCCUCCGGAGCAAGUCUCUGGAGAUCAUCGACUUCCUGCGCAACUUCACCGUGGAGGUGGUGGGCGUCGGCGACAUCUGCUCCUUUGCGCAGAUGGACAUCCGUCGGCAUGGAAACCCACAGUGGAUGUCAGAGGGCCAGACGGAGGCGUCCGUGUACCAGCAGGCAGAAAACGGCAAGACGGAGUUGUCGCUCGUUCACUUCACCCUGAAGAACCCUCGCUGGCAGCCGCCUCAGGACAGCUCGCUGUUUAUUAGCCACAUGCGCGACAAGGUGCAGCAGGACGCUCAGGCUGGUCCGAACCCUCAGCUCCUGCUCUCCGAGGCUCCUCUCUGCACCUCGCUGCUCUCCAACGACUCCGCCACCGCUCCCGAUACCCUUCUGGCGAGUGUUCUGGCUCAUCCGGUCCUGUCGGCAUCCGGGUUGCCAGGUUGGAACCGUCGCGUCGUUCCUCAGAGCAGUACGGCCUCAGCCGCCGCCAGCGUACUAGCCUCGCUGUCUUUAUCCCAGCAGCCUCACGCCGGGCGCUCACGCCCUCACGUGCUCCAACCGUCCGUUCCUCAACAUCACGAAGGUCCCGUGUACCACAGCAGUGCCGCUGACAGCAUGUGUGCCAGCGAACCUUCGGCGUACAGCCAGUCCAGUUCUGCCCUUCUGUCGGGGUUUGCGUCGGCCGAAAUGAGCCUUCACGCCAUCUACAUGCAUGAGGUGCAUCAGCAGAAGCUCCCGUGUCAACGUGGUCCGGGUCAGUUACAUCCUCACGUGUCCAUAGGGGACUUUGGUGGCAACGUUGUUCCUGCGCCUCAGACCGUGCCCUCGCCUCUCCGGCUGGGAGGUUGGCUGGAGGAAGAGGAGGAGGAAGAGGAGAUCAACAGCAGCUCUGCCCCACGUCACCCGAGUCACACGAGCGGGACGAGCAGCUGAAGUGCCUUAAAGUGUUUGUGCUCAUUUUCUGGAAGAAUGUCGUGGCCUUAGUUUAACUCGAAGCUUCUCGACCGUACGGGUCGCAUCACGGGGUCUUCGCUUCGCUGGUCUUCCGGCCUCGAGGAGUCGCGGUAUUCCGGACCUGCGGAUGAUACCAACCGUCUUCUCCUCUCUCUUAGACGCUUCAUUAGGAGGACUUGAUUUUAUUUAUUUAUUUUUUUCCCCCCUUUUGACAUGUGUGAGUUUUCAUUCUCAGAUCAAGGUUGGAGCUGCUUGUGCUUCAAAAAUGUCAAACUGAAUGUGAACUCACGCAGGAGUGAAGAACCCUUUUUUUUAGGGUCGCCCCCCCCCACCCCCCCACAGAAGGGCUUUAUUGUAUAUUAUAUGAUAUGAUAUUAUAUUGCAUGUGCUGCCCAAGUACUUUCUACAGAGGCGCUGAAACCUACACACCGUUUUCCGUCCGCUGCUUUUCCGUUGUCAGGAUGACACUAAUGACACAGAAUGACACUAAACCUUGGACAAGUCAUUUAAAUAUGGAAUAACACUCACGAAGCAUCGGUUUAUUCAUGUCCCUAUAACAGCAUGCCCCGAAGUGUUUUACAGCCACGUUUAGAUGUUUGGUUCCUGUUCAUGCUUCAUUUAUAACAGCUAUAAGGUUAAAAAAAAAAAAGUGUAAAAUGCUGAAACCGUAGACUCCUACAAAAUAAUAGUAAGGAUUAUAUGAAGAAUCUGGAACGCACGUCCCUGAAAACAAUACGCCGGCAAAUUCCGUGCAAAACGUCCCGACCGAUCAGAACAUAGAAUUCAACCUCACUACGAAACACAUCGGCGGCGCUUAAACGGCGCAGGACGAGGAAGCGACAUCCGUUCUUCUCAAUAUUAACGCCUCAUUAUCUAACUGAUGAAUUAGCCUUUAAUCAUGCCUCAGGGCUUUUGUUAUCUAGACAAGAAAGAUGAAUUUCCUUACAUUUUCAUACCGCGCUCGGAUAAAUAACGUACGGUCCGGAGGCUGUUCGGAAGACCAGACGGCUUACCGUCGCUUCCAUGAACCGUUAAUCCUCACUCACAGCUGAUAGAUGAAACAUUUUCACCACCUACAUUCAUCACGUCAGGGGAAAAUAGCAUCGAGGAGAAAACGGCACAACGCCUCCGACACGCUGAGGUUUUAUUUUUUUGUUUGUUUUACAUCAGGGCAACAAAUGCAUUACUAUUCAACACAGCCUGAAAUACCUCUGCACAUUCAAACUAGGUAAUGUACAGUAUUUAUUUUGGUGCAUUAUAUCGUGUUGCUCCAGGUGGGAAACGGGAUUGUGCGAGUCACCUGAUUACACCUGACAGCCAAAACACGUUUACACUCGACUUGUUAUAACUGACUUAAAAAAUAUAUAUAAAUAAAAAAAGGAUUGGUAAUUUUUACAUGAUUGUCAUCAUGACCACUAUGAGCAGUCUGAAUUCGGACUGUACAAGGUGCUACAUGCUUUGGUUGCUUUUUAAUAUUUAUCUUAGUUUUCUGUUGUUGUUGUUGUUGUUUUUUAUUAUUAUUAUAAUUUUUUUUUUGUCUGAUCAAAGCAACAUUUAUUUAAGAAUAAACCGAACAAAAGGUG